Molecule: messenger RNA, 1122 nt
Organism: Chenopodium quinoa (quinoa)
Lineage: Eukaryota; Viridiplantae; Streptophyta; Magnoliopsida; Caryophyllales; Amaranthaceae
Product: protein MOTHER of FT and TFL1-like
Exons: 4
Coding region: 263-802 (179 amino acids)
Source: RefSeq, a predicted model, not a curated record
AAGUGGCAAACUUGCUAGCCACAAAUCCGAAAGAACCUCAAAUAAAAGUUAAAAAAAAUGAUACAACUCAUACAAGGCAUUUAUCUAGAACAUUUCAGAAAUCCAAAUGUCACCCAUUUGAUUACUACUAUAUUCUAUAAGACUCUAACGUGUUACCCGUCAAAUAAAAAUAAUCAAAAACCUAAAGUUUUGUAACAUACAUAUAUAGUACAUAUCUAAUAACCCCAACAUCAUACAUACCUAGCAAUAUUUAGUAAAAGACAUGGCUGAAGCACCGGAGAUCCUAGUAGCCGGAAAAGUGAUCGGAGAUGUUCUCGAGCCGUUUACUCCGGAAGCUGAGCUAACGGUUCAAUACGGGUCCGAAACAGUCUCUAACGGGUGCGAAAUCAAGCCUUUAGAAGCCAAAAAUAGGCCUCGUCUUCAAGUCACGUCUCAUAACCCUCGUCUUGAUGAUCUUUAUACUCUAAUAAUGGUUGAUCCGGAUGCUCCUAAUCCUACUCAUCCAACCUUAAGGGAAUGGCUUCAUUGGAUUGUUGUGGAUAUUCCUCAAGGAAUGGAUGCUUCUAAAGGAAGAACGUUGGUUGAGUACAUGGGCCCGCAACCAUCGACAGGGAAGCAUCGUUAUGUGUUUGCUUUGUACAAACAGAAGGGGCCUCUAGUGAAGCCUAGGCCGCUUCCACCGGAAUACGCCCGUGGCAAUUUCAACACCCGCCAUUUCGCUGCCCAUAAUGACCUCGGACAGCCGGUUGCCGCCCUCUUUUUUAACUCCCGGAAGGAAGCUAACAUAGCUUACGACAAUUGAUGAGAUGAUCAAAUUACUAGCUAAGUUAUAAUUAGGCUUUACUAGUUUCUAGUUAAGCUUAGUUGAUCCGUGUAUAAUAUCAGUAAAAGACAAUGUUAUCAUUGUUAUGGAAUAAAGGAAGUUUGUACUUGUAGUUAAUGACGUUAUUUAAUUUGGACUUGUAGUUGAAUGUUGGUUAUCUUAGACAACUAGUAUUAUUAGUACUCGUAGUAAUGUACUAGUCUUAUGUAAUUUAUGUGAUUUUAUCUGAGGUUGUCAUGUUGAUGUAUUAGUAUUUUGGCCACCAAAAUUAAUUAGAUCAGACUAGUUGAUAAUGCUAA